AGACACGACAUUGCAAUUCAGAUGUGCGUUCAUCAAAUACUUGGAGCUCCCAACACACGAUCGGCUAAACUGUGUCAUAUUAAAACAAUUUCCAAAUGAUUUAUACGAAAUAUUGUUGGUAUUGCUGGUAUUGUGCUUCGUAUUUGACAAUGGCAGUGCCAGCGUCGGUGCAGGUGCCUUAUUGCUAUCAAAAUGUGUCGAAUUUGGUGACAAAUCGGUGCUGCUGAUACUUUUGCUUUCUCUAUUGAUUUUGAUUUUGAUUUUAUUGAGUGUUCGAUCGGCAUUACUAUCGCAAUAUGCUGUGCUCGGGUUCGAUGAUACGGUCAAUACAUUUGAUUUCAAUAUAUCUUCAGUGCUUCGCUCAUGCCUCUCAUAAUAAUAAUCAUCGGAGAGUGCUUCAUCAUCUUUGUCACAUGAAUCGUCUGACAACAAACUCUCACCGUCGGAAGAACUAUUUGUGCUAUCGUCGGAACGUGUUCGUCGUCGUCGUCGGCGUGAUUUUUUUGCAGGCACAUUCUCUCGACAUUCAUCUAAUGAAUGCUGUGACAUUUAAACAAGCGUAACGUGUUUCAAAAUGAAGAGGAACCAAAUAUAUUAAUUUAAUAACAUUGCAAAUUAAUCACACUUGCACACACACACACACACACACACACACACACACACACACACACACAAGCAGUCUAAUAACAAAACAACAAGUCCGAAAAAUAACCGAAUUGAAUAAAUCGAAAUUAAAUUAUAUCCCGGUGCCGUCGAUUUGAACGCUACAUCUCUCUGUUCAUUAGGAUCGCGAGUAAAACAGAUAAUUAUUCGAAUUUUUUUCCCGAUGCACACGUCAUUUAGGACACAAAUUAAAAUUAAUUGCUUUUGACAGGCACCUUCUCUCUUAAAACAAUUUGUUUAUCUAUCGGAAGUGAACGAAAUAAUCAAAUGGAAACAAAAGGAAAUGUUUGCCGACGUUUCACGAGAACAUUAAUUACAUUCAUGAUAGAUUUCGAAUUAAUUUUCGGUUUGCGUUUUGUGCACCGUUUAUUGGUUGUUGGCGUCCCACAAAAUUGACACUAAGCCAAGCCGAUUGUGUGAUUGGGCCGCGCGCAAACAAAUUUCAAGCGAAAAUGGAAAAAUAUCACUUCAAAACGAGUCAGCAGAUUUUUCAUACAGCCGACUCUCAAAAAUCACUGUUUGUUUUGUUUGUUUUUGAUGUUGCUGUUGCUGUUGCGUCGCAUCGCGAUAAGUGCCACUGCCGUGACUUGUCAUUUCAAUAUGAAGUGUUAAAAUGUGCUGAGCGCUGACCAUAUUUUCUGUCAUUUUUGAAAUGUAAACACUUCAGUUCUGUUUUAUUGGCCUUCAAUGAACUGUUGAAAAUGUGACCGUUUGAUUUUCGAUGGUGUUCGAAAGCGCAAAACCGUGCGAUUUGAACAUCUGUAUCCUUGAACUACGCACAAAAUGCAAGUUUAUUUUUGAUUGAAGCUCGUGCACGUUUUGUGAGCGACUCACAUUAAACAAAAAUCAUCUGUUUCGACUCGUCAGAGUGUGUCAUACGCUUAAGCUGUCUAUUUUGUUUUUCUUUCUAUUUUCUCAUUACGUUUUGUUUCUUCUUUUCUGUUCAGUCAUUGACAUGAAAUAACAAAAAAGAAAUAACGGUCACAAUCUAUUUAUAUUUGUAUUGACCCUUGUAAGCGUAUACAUUUCGUGUGGUAAAAUAGCAGUAGCAACAACAACAACGAAAACAAAAACAAAAACAAAAUGAAUCCUGCUCGUUGUUUAAAAUGUCCAAGCAAUAUUCCACGCGUCCGAUAUCGAUUUCCAUAUCGACAUCGAUAUGGAAGUUUAUGUGCGAUUUUGCAAAUCAUUUCUUUUUCCGUCUAGUUUCUUUCGCUAUUUUUGCCUUAGUGCAUUCGUUCACCUCUAAUAGCAAUGUUAUGGCAACUCAAGCGAAACGAAUCUCAAAAUACUCACAUAGUUUACGGCACUUAUUGGAUUAUAGUAGAACACAACCGCACCGUUUUCUUCACCAACCGGCCGCGGCUGAAUUUCCUGCCCGCUGAACUGAUAAUACGGUUCGGGUGCGGAUGGAACAUACGUAAUAUGGAACACUCGGUCGUCCAACACCUAUUUCAAUAUAUACAAAAUGCAUACCGUAAAUUGAAUGAAUGAAUACACACACGAAAACAGAACAAAAAAAAAAAAAUCGAAACGAAUCGAAUCUAUUUGAAAACCGCAACGCAAAUCAAAAGCGGCAGCAAACGGAAGCCAAACCGAUUAUAGAUUGUAAUUUCAUGGUUUUCAUGUGUAUACAUGAUGUGGCAAAGGAAUUUCAAUUGUUAAACAUUGACCUGCUAUGUGAUAAAAGAGAGCGAUAUAGAUGGGGCGUUAAUGUACUCACUUGACAUUCAGCAGGCCAUCGGGCGGUCUGCUGUGAACAUUCAUUAUCCUUAUCUUUUGGCAAGGCGAACAGGUUGCGUGGCUCUUUCAGACGAGCUAUUGCUCGUGACGUUUGCAAAUCAGUAUUCACUUCCAGCUGAGUAGUUUUUAAAUUGUUUGCUAAAAAGCUACCCAGGAAUCCUUUUGUGUGUCGUAAUAACAUGUGCAACGGCGUUCAAAGAAAUCAAAUUAAAAAAAAAAAACAGAAGAGAGAAAAAGUAUGAAAUUAGAUGCAGUAGCGCUAUGGUCAAAUGUCGUUAAUAUUUAAUGCGAAUAAACGGAGCAGUGAAAUGUAUUUUUAUAUGCGGACUUGUGUGACCUCAGCUCUCGAUCCCAAUUUCUAAUUCCAUCUCAUGAAAAAUAUCAAGAAUAAAGCAAAAUAACAAAUUUUUUUUAUGUGUUUAAAAUGUAAUACGUGUUGCAAUCGGAACGCUCGGAAAUUCGUGUGCGUGUGUUUUACUCUAGAGCAACGCUCUUCUGCUCAUCAUAAAUUAAAAUUAAUGGAAAAUGUUUCGGCAGGGAGAAUAUAGUAUGGCAAAUGUCCAUAGCAUCAACAUGGGUCGUAUAUUGGACAAUGGUACACUUUUCACUGUGCGCACGUCCAACUGGCGACACAUUGAAGCGAUUUUUAUCAUCGAAAACAUUUAUUUUAUAGUUUGUUAAUAUUUUCGUUUCGUUGUUUUUUUGCUGUUGAGUGGAGUGAGAGAACGGAAAAGAUGGAUGACGCAGUCAAGUGGAAAUGUUCUCUAAUGAUCGGCAAUUGAUUGGAGGGAAAAAAACAGCCGGAGGUACAAAAAAAAUGGGUCGAAAAGUAACGGUUGCCGUUUCAACGCUCAAUCAAUGGGCUCUGGAUUUUGAAGGAAACCACUCACGAAUAUUGCAAUCAAUCAUUGAAGCUCGCGAAAUGGGUGCGACAUAUCGCACAGGACCUGAAUUGGAAGUUACCGGUUAUUCUUGCGAGGACCAUUUUCUCGAGCCAGAUACCUUUCUCCAUUCAUGGGAAGUGCUGCUGCAACUUAUGCUAUCGCCGUUAUGUCAGAACAUGUUGAUCGACGUCGGAAUGCCUGUGCAACAUCGAAAUGUGUCAUACAAUUGCCGAGUGGUUUUUCUCAACAAGAAAAUUCUUCUCAUUCGACCGAAACUGUCGAAUUGCGACGAUGGCAACUAUCGUGAGACUCGUUGGUUCACACCGUGGGCAAAGCGUUUUCAAGUUGAAGAAUUCUUCUUACCUCGAAUGAUUGCUCGGAAAAUCGAUCAGGAAAAAUGCCCGAUUGGCGAUGCAUUGGUUGCAGCACGGGACACGUGUUUAGGUUAUGAAAUAUGCGAGGAAUUGUGGAAUGUAAAAAGUACGCACAUUGAAAUGUCUUUGGCUGGAGCUGAGAUCAUCGUUAACUCUUCCGCCAGCUAUAUGGAAUUGCGAAAAGCAUACAUUGUUACGGAUCUCGUGAAAAGUGCCAGUUCAAAGGCGGGCGGUGCAUAUGUAUAUAGUAAUUUACGUGGUUGUGAUGGUCAGCGUGUGCUAUUCAAUGGUUGUUCAGCUGUCGGAUUGAACGGCGAAAUUAUCGCACGCGGCAAGCAGUUUUCGUUACAAGAUGUGGAAGUGACUUCGGCUACAUUUGAUUUGGAAGAUAUUCGGUCAUAUCGAAUCGCGGUUCGUUCUCGCUGCCAAUCUGCUGCAUCAGCAGUAAACUACCCACGCGUGAAUGUAGACUUUGAACUGACCAAACCUCAUGAUCUAUUCACUGCAACGAAUUCGCCAAUGGAAUGGAUUUACCAUUCACCGGAAGAGGAAAUCGCCUAUGGGCCUGCCGCUUGGCUGUGGGACUAUCUACGUCGUUCAGGUCAAGGGGGAUUUUUCCUUCCGCUCAGCGGUGGUGUAGACUCAAGUUCAACGGCAACCAUUGUACACGCAAUGUGCCGUAUGGUUGUGAAUGCAAUCCAAUGCGGUGACAUACAGGUGCUGGACGAUGUGCGGAAAAUCCUAGGUGAUCCAAAAUUUGUGCCCGAGAAUGCAGCUGCACUAUGCAAUCGCUUGUUGGUCACAUGUUACAUGGGUGGCCAGAAUUCAUCGGAGAAAACGCGCAAAUUGGCUUCAACACUAGCAGGUCAAUUGGGCAGCUAUCAUUUGGAAAUUAACAUUGAUUCGGCAAUUAGUGCCUUACUAAGCAUAUUUCAACUUGCAACGGGAGCUUCGCCAAAAUUCCGUAGACACGGUGGUUGUGCUCGGCAAAAUUUGGCACUGCAAAAUAUCCAAGCUCGUAUUCGAAUGGUGUUGGCCUAUUUAUUCGCACAACUUAUGCUUUGGGUACGAAAUCGUUCCGGUGGACUGCUGGUUUUGGGCUCAGCAAAUGUUGAUGAAUCGCUACGUGGCUAUAUGACGAAAUAUGAUUGUUCAAGUGCCGAUAUUAAUCCAAUCGGAGGCAUUUCGAAAACGGAUUUGAAAUCAUUUUUAAAUUUUGCCAAAGUGAAAUUCGAUAUUCCGAUCAUUGCGGAUAUCAUUGAUCAGCCGCCGACAGCGGAAUUGGAACCAUUAGAUGAUGGUCAAAUCACUCAAACCGAUGAACAAGACAUGGGAAUGACUUAUACGGAAUUGAGCACAUUUGGAAAAUUACGAAAGCAACAAUUCUGCGGACCAUACAGCAUGUUUUGUCGGCUGGUUUCUACUUGGGGCAGCCAAUACACUCCAAAAGAGGUGGCCGACAAAGUUAAGCACUUUUUCCGUUGCUACGCCAUUAAUCGCCACAAAAUGACCGUUCUCACACCGUCAGUUCAUGCUGAAUCAUACAGCCCAGAUGACAAUAGAUUCGACCACCGACCAUUCCUCUACCGUGCCAAUUGGCAAUGGCAAUUCAAGGCGAUUGACGAAGAGUUGAAUAAGUUAACAAUUAAAUCGAGCAAAAACGAAGCAUCACACGAUGAGCAAGAUAGUUCAUUGCCGCGACGUCAUUCGCAAAAGGACAUUAAAUCAUCGCUGUCAACACUAUCGUUUGGUGGUCACGAUUCAUUUGCCAGCGAAAAACGUCACUCGCUUCGUUCAAACAGCAGUGUUAUGGGAAAAAUUAAAGAUCGAACUGGUAUUCCAGUAUAAAAAAGCACCGCAAAAUUAGACUGUUAGUUGACUUAUUUGACUCAUUUCAAAACUUAUGAAUCUAGAAAGCUUUAAUUUCUUUAGGGGAACAAAAUAAAUUUUGAAUUUAAUUAGAAGAAAAAACAAAUUGACUCAUAAAUCUUUUUGAGAUUAUCAACGGAAUUUAUAAAUUCUAUACAAUCAUAUCAUUUUUCGAAAGUAGUUGCCUCACCAACAUUUCUAUAUUCUAAAAAACAUCGAUUCUAAAAUUAGCGAAACCAAUUAGCACAACGGCACUUGGCCACAUGAUAAUAAAAACGAACAACUUUUUUUAGCAGAAUUAUUAGAAACCAAACAAUAAAUUGCAUAGUGACUUCUCUUUUGAAUGUACAAACUUAUAGAAUAAAAUAGAUUAAAAAUCUAGCCGAA
Messenger RNA from Sitodiplosis mosellana (orange wheat blossom midge), 5920 nucleotides. RefSeq names its product glutamine-dependent NAD(+) synthetase (gene Nadsyn). Bases 3164 to 5512 code for a protein of 782 amino acids. Gene Ontology annotation, cellular component: cytoplasm. Gene Ontology annotation, biological process: NAD+ biosynthetic process. The record is from RefSeq and is a predicted model, not a curated record. The transcript has 8 exons. Gene Ontology annotation, molecular function: glutaminase activity; NAD+ synthase (glutamine-hydrolyzing) activity; ATP binding. NCBI's taxonomy places the organism in Eukaryota, Metazoa, Arthropoda, Insecta, Diptera, Cecidomyiidae.